Molecule: messenger RNA, 1033 nt
Organism: Sapajus apella (tufted capuchin)
Lineage: Eukaryota; Metazoa; Chordata; Mammalia; Primates; Cebidae
Product: translation initiation factor IF-2-like
Exons: 5
Coding region: 1-786 (261 amino acids)
Source: RefSeq, a predicted model, not a curated record
AUGGCUUUAGCAGGAAAGGUGCAUGCUGGAAGCAGGUCAAAGCAUCCUGCUUUAAGAAACUAUGCAAGCAGAAAAACUGGCGAUGAUGUGGAGAAAGCCCUACUGGGUGUCCUAGCCCCCUACUGUCCACCAUUACUCACCCCCGGGGUCGAAGCUUUCGGAAAAACUCUGCGCCCCCCUCCCCCAUGGCGUGCACCCCGUGAUUGGGCCGCGGCCGACACUUCCGCACAGCGGGCCAGGCCAGAGCAGGGCGCGCGCCCCGCGCUCCAGCCACCCCGGAGGCGCUCGCGCCGGGGGAGGGCUGGGGGUUCCCGAGGCGCCCGCGGGCGGAGGGAGAGGGGAAGGAAGGAUUUGCAACAAUACCUCUGGGAGGAGGCAGCCGGGGCGGCAGCAGCGGCGGCGGCGGCGGCGGCGGCGGCUGGAGGCGGAGGCAGAGGCAGAGGAGGAGGUGCCCGGGCACUCCCCCUCCCAUUGUCCCCAGCCCCGGACAGGCUCGGCCCCGCGCCCCCGCACCGGCCUCCUCAAGCGCGCCGCCCGCGCCCAGCGCCCAGCGCCCCGCGCCCCGCGCCCCGGCCCCGGCCCCGCGCCGUGCAGCCAGCCCUUACCUUGCAGCGCCCGGCUCUCCCCCGGUCGCUAAAUCUACUUAUCCCGGGAAAGCUCGCGCGGGACCCGGGAACGAACCCACAGACAAAAAGUGAAACUUCGGCAGGGCUGGAGCGGCUGCUGGCUGCCUUUUCACCUGGGAGUCCUCAUCCUUCUCUUUCAGAUGAAGUUAACUUCAAGUGAUGGGACCUGAAUGCAAGCAGACCAACAGAAAGGAAGAGGAAAGUGAGAGGAGCCCAGCCAUUUGGAAGUAGCAAUCAAGACUAGCAUGGGCAACGGGCACAGUGGCCCACGCCCAUGAUCCCAACACCUUGGGAGGCCGAGCUGCCAUGUGAAGAAGGACAUGUUUGCUUUCCCUUCUGACAUAAGUGUAAGUUUCCUGAGACCUCCCAGGAAUGCUGAAGUGUGAGUCGAUUAAACUUUUUUCUUU